ACACCGUCCUCGUUCCUAACCUCACAAUUUGACCAAGCGAACCAAACCUGUGAUUGUGAAACCAAACCAAACCAAACAUCAUCCCGCGUUAGUCUUAAGCAUCAUCAGUGCUUUAAAGUUGCAAUUAUGGCCCUAACAAAGCCCAAAUCGGAAAUGACGUCCGAGGAAUUACAGGCAAGGGAAGAGGAGGAAUUCAACACGGGGCCCCUUUCGGUACUGACGCAGUCCGUGAAAAACAACACCCAGGUGCUGAUCAACUGCCGCAACAACAAGAAACUGUUGGGAAGAGUGAAGGCGUUCGACCGACAUUGCAACAUGGUGCUGGAGAACGUGAAGGAGAUGUGGACCGAACUGCCCCGGCCUGGAAAGGGCAAGAAGAAGGCCAAGCCAGUGAAUAAGGACAGGUUUAUCUCCAAGAUGUUCCUAAGGGGCGACGCGGUGAUCAUGAUUGUUCGAAACCCCCUGGCCACCGCCAGCUAGGCUCCGAUCUUGGAUAAAUAAGUUUUAGAUGUAAGUAAGCCAAUAAACACGUUUUAUAGCCA
Molecule: messenger RNA, 542 nt
Organism: Dendroctonus ponderosae (mountain pine beetle)
Lineage: Eukaryota; Metazoa; Arthropoda; Insecta; Coleoptera; Curculionidae
Gene: SmD2
Product: probable small nuclear ribonucleoprotein Sm D2
Exons: 1
Coding region: 127-480 (117 amino acids)
Biological process (GO): spliceosomal snRNP assembly; RNA splicing
Cellular component (GO): U2 snRNP; U4/U6 x U5 tri-snRNP complex; catalytic step 2 spliceosome
Molecular function (GO): RNA binding
Source: RefSeq, a predicted model, not a curated record